Wyeomyia smithii (pitcher-plant mosquito) is the source of this 5535-nucleotide messenger RNA. RefSeq lists its product as uncharacterized. The record is from RefSeq and is a predicted model, not a curated record. The transcript has 9 exons. NCBI's taxonomy places the organism in Eukaryota, Metazoa, Arthropoda, Insecta, Diptera, Culicidae. Bases 1166 to 5170 code for a protein of 1334 amino acids.
UUGUUGUUUCUUGUCAAUAAUGUUAAAUAUUGAAUUGAUAGUAAGGCAUUUGUUUGUCAAUUAGCAAAAUGUGUCAAAUCGAAAUUAGGAACGAGCCGACCUCGAAAGGCGGCCGUGAAGUGUUUUGUGGUUAAGUUGUUGGAAAAAUUCACAUGUCAGAAGGCGGUUUUCCCAUAAACGGAACGUGUGCUCUGUGCGCUUGACACCAUAACCAAAAAAACCCUCACCGAUCAGCUCAGCAAACGAUUCAACAUUUGAUUUCAAUCAGCGCAAACCCGGGGGUGGACACCAGGAAAACCAUUGCAAUCGAUCACGGGAAAGGACCGGAGUACCAAAAUUUGACAGCUUGACAAUUAUUUACGGAUUAACCGCCGCACAAAAAUACAAAAAAAAACAACGAUGGCCUACUGAGAGUGGGUUUUGCGAGUCGCGCUCCGCCCCUCGGGUCCAGAACGCAAAGUUCAAGUGUUACCGUAGAGACUAGCCAGUGGAAUAAUAAGAAAACGAAAAAAAAAAAGGUAUUAAACCGCAGGCUACAAUUCGAAAGUGUGCGAGCGCGCGCGGGUUUCGAUCUGGUUCUGCGCGAUCAAGUUGAAUUUUUUUUUUCAUUCGCUGUUUUGCAGUGUGUGAGGGGGUGUUACGAUACGAUCGAGAAGAACGCGUGUGUGAGGCGGUAGUGAAUCGCAAACAAGGCCUGGCCCCCACCCGCGCGGACGACAACGACGCCGGUGUGGCAAUCUAGUUCUGGUCGAGAAUCGGAGCAAUUCGUACGUGCGUGACCGCGACGCGACGCAGCGACGUUGCUUCUGUGUGUGAUAAGCGCGCGCGAAAAGAAAUCCUGUGACCUUCGUCAAGGUUUUCAUGUGGUGGCUUUUUAGAGAGUGCUUUUUUUCUCAGUGUGUUAACAACGUUGAGUGAAAUUUUUCUACCCCGAAGAGCUAAACGAUAGUGAAGUGACGAAUUCCUUACUUCCCCUACGAUUAGUGAUAAAGCGAAAAUACACGAAAAUCGAAGGGUCGAAUGAAAACCGAGAAUUGUACGAAGUGAAAACCGGACACUAGGCGGGGCCACUCGAAAGGAGCCGCAAAUUUAGAACGAACGAUUACAACACAUGGUUCCAUUCUGAGCACGCGGAUAGCUGAAACAACCGAACAACGCGAGCAUAAUGAGCGGCAAGUUGGUCCUAAGCGGUACGGCACCGGGUGCGUCGCGAAGGGCAAAGCGUGCCGUCGGUGAUAUCGGGGCAGCGGCUUCGAAGAAGACGACAACGACGACGACGACGCCGGGGACGCCACCCACCGGUGGCAAAACGAUUGUCGCCGAGCGCAAGUUUGAAGGUCUCACGCUCGAAGGCGUCAAGCAGAAUUUGGUGGACAUCAAAUCGGACGAUAAUGAAAUCGAGGCGGUCAAUCGGGAAGAGGAAAUCAUCAAGAAGCGCAAAACCGAACUGACCACGACGCGCCAGAUUGAGACCCGCAUCCAGCGGCAGCUGCUGUUCGAGGAUGGUAAAGUUAUCGAAGAUUCCGGUCCGAUUGUGUCCACCAACACCACCGAGGACACCGACCGGCAGGAAACGGUGCAAACUGAGCACCGUACCCUGGGUGAUCCGACGGCGGCGGAGGAAGACGUAACCAAAAGGGCUGUCGAUUCCGGCGGGAAUCCGGUUCUCGACGACGAUGUCGACGGCUUGCAAAAACUAGUCAGUGAUGGCGGUGACGGCGGCGGCGGUGCUGGUGCUGCUGACGGAGGAAGUGAUGAACCGGUUGGCGGCGGCGGUGAUACCAAUAGUAGCAACAAACCAAAGACCAUCAGCGCUAUCGUGGCCCGGCCCGAUGGACUGCUGAGGAACACCAAGGAGGAAGUGGAAGUCUCCCGGGAGGAGACCAAGGAGUGCACGGUGAUGGCCGAGCGGAAACACUUCGGGGAUUUCACCGAUGAUGCUUACCUGCGUGCCAUCAACAGCGGUGUGGACGAUAUCCGCGAGCUGCUUCUAUCGGAGGAAGCCCGCCUCGAGCUAGUCCCGUCUGGGCCGCAGCUGGUAAGUCACAGUACCAAAUCGCGCAAAGUCAUCGACAGCGAGGACACCGACGUGCAGCUUUCGGCCCGUCCGGACGGAACGCUGGUAACGGAGAAAACCCAAACCCGCCAGCACGAGGUCCUGUUCGACGACGAACUGCCGGGGGACGAACGGGCGAGCACCGGCAUCGAUCAGGUGGAUAGUGGCGAGCGGAUCAUCGACCAGAAGGCCUCUUCGCAGCGUUACUUCAAGCAGCGUGAUGAGCAGCACGUCGAUUUGAUCGGUUCGAGUGGUAAGGUGCUAGGCAACGAGAUGCGUUACGCCGCGGAAACAACCCAGAUGGAGAAGGAGGGCACCCGGCCGGAAAAUUUGCUCUCCGAAUGGGACAGCCUGUCCGAUCGGUUGCGAAAAGCUCGCCGGCUAGGUAGACACUCGACACCGAAAGAAGCGGCCGUGCUGGGAGCAAAUGUGACCGGAUUGCCUCCGCUAGCGGAUCGAACGGAUGCGCUCACCAAGCGGCCACUCGAUUUCGACCGGGAGGAUGAAACCCGCAAGCUGGAAACGAACAAGUGGCUCGAGAGCCACUUCGGUAGUGAGUCGCGAUCUUCGCGAGGUUCGCGGGAUGAUUUAGAUGAGAUUGUGGAACCGACGAAGAAGACCUAUUUUAAUGUGACGAUCAAAAGUGGUGGGGAAGGCCCGGAAGAGCAUCGCGGUAGUAGUAAUAAUUUGUAUAGGAGUCAUCAGCUGAGUGCACCGGCGAAGGUUAUUCUCCCGGAACGGGAGGAACCGCUUGGUAGGAAAUAUUUUCAGGGCGUAAGUGAGUGGAACGAUCGAAAUCGGUACACCAACGGGAGAGGUUCCCGGGAGAAUCUGGUCGACAGUGAGGAUUACAAUUACAGGACGGUGGGAAAACAGAAAGAUUUUCGAUUUGAAGAUAGUAAAAACUCGUCCUACAAGGAAGAUUCGGCGUACGUUUCUUCGUCGACGUUUUUCACGACGCCCAGAUCUCCAAAGCCCUUGAAGGACAGCAACUUCAACGCUCGUUACGGACGAGACGCCCGCUCAGUAUCACCCGAUCGAAUCGAGUAUGUUUCCGAGGAGCGGCCCAUGGUGCCACAGCGAAAGAAAGCUCUAGAGCGAAAGCACACCAACGGGAGCGGAAUACUGACGAGCAGCAGACAAGCGAUCGUAGAACAACCCCAGGUCAUCGAAUAUGCCCCCCGUAGUCGAUCGAUUUCUCCCAUUCAAAUCCCCCCGGUCACUAACACUCUGCGAAAACCCUAUCAGAAGACACGCUUUAGCAGCAUCCAAGAUCUAAGUCACACUCCCCACGGUCCGGGCCCGAUAACGACUCGUGCCCAAAGCAAUCCUCCAAAGAGCAAAGUCGGUUCUGCCAUCGGAAACAGUAUCCGAAAGCUUGUGGGCAAAAUCCGUUCUGCCAGUGCCGAACGAAAGCUUCGGCUAAAAUCAGCCGCUGCAAAGCAUCGAUCCCCAUCGCCUCCGUCAUCGUCGUCCGCGGUAGCCAACAAGCGCCACAGUUCGUCCAGUACGACCUACCAACAAUACAACGUCAUCGACAGUCACAUCGGAGGCCGAGGAUAUUCACCGCCACCACCACCAGCGUCAGCGACAGUAGCAGCAACAUCGACGCCACUUCAAAACCAGUCGCAGCAUCAGCGUCACCAUUCGCAGCCGCCGUCGAACGGCGCCGUCGUCAGUCACAAACAGAACGGCAACAUCGUCAGACGUGAACGCACCGUUGAUCCUGCCAGUAACGGUUACGACCAUCGUCGUGGUUCCUCCGAUAUUGUGUCCGAUAUGACAACCAACAGUGGUGGCCCGAUCCCGAAGCAGAAGUACUACCUCGGGGAGAAUCCCUACGGGGGGAGCAUCUUUGGCAAGGAGAAUAAGUACGACGGUAGCAGGAUGCGUACCACAGGUAUUUCGCCUUCGGCGCAGCAGCAGCAGCAGCAGCACCAGCGCAGCGAGGAACGGAUCGUGACGUCGUCCCACGCGAGCAAGAGUUAUAGCCAACCACCACCCCCAACCGCAUCCACUUUGGGUCGCUACAGCAAGAGCACCAACCGGCUUCCGACCUCCAGCACGAGCAACGGCCAUCACCUCGAGCACAAUGGGCUGUCGUCAGCGUACAACCACUUGUCAUCCAAUCACUACACCAGUAGCUCUCAGACCCUUCCCCGGAAAUUGUACGAGCAGAAAUCGAAAGCCAAACCGCUGCACUCAUCAACGAUCAACGUAUCGAUUGUGAACACGGUUAGCCCAUCGCCCACUCCGUUAACCAACACCGGACCGGUCAAACCGGCACGCACCUACAAGGCGCUCAACCGGAGCAAAUCGUUCAACGUGCAUGGCCUCAACGGAACCAACGAUCAUAGUCCGAUCUAUCUGGAGAAGAUCAGCCGAAACAACAACUACAACACGUUCUAUCGAUCCAACUCCCACCUGGACGAUCUGCAACACACGCCAUCCCGCCACCAGAACGAAUCGAUGCAACUAAAGAGUCCCUCAAUUGUCAACCUAAUCAGUCGGAGCACACGGGAUCUGACGCAGAGUCCGCUCUACGAGGACGAACGUGUUCAGUCGCGUACCGAAUAUUACAACGAAUAUUCCGCCAACAAAAAGAAUGUCUUCCUUAAGAACCUACAGAACCGAGCGCCAGAACUGUAUCGCACGCUGCACGGUUCCACUAACGGAAACGGCAAUGGCAACCCGGACCCGAACGGUCCCUCACGCGAGUAUCUGAACACGUACAUCAGUCGCGAGCAGGAGUCCUCGCUGGGGUCCCGGUCGCCGCAGACCAUCAACAAGGACACGGCCAGCAUCGUAAGGCGGGGAAGCUCCAGCACCGAAGACUACUCGGAAUCGUACAAAAUUACACAAAAAUCGGAGGAUCCGGCCCGGCCGGGUGUCACCAAUACGGUGCGUAAUUUCCGCAAAAAAACGGUCCCCUCGAAGGACGGCCGGGGAAUGCAGACGAUCGAGACGAGUGAGGUGCGCACGACCAGCAGCAGCCGCUACCGGGGCGAUCAGCCGCCACCACCACUCAAGUAUCAAGAGUUUCGCACCAAUGGGGCGUCGCACGGAAUCGGCGGCUCCGGGGGUGUCGUGAUCGAGUUACGCGGUAACUCCUAGGCUUUGUCGUCGUGGUGUAUUUUUGCUCUUAAUAUUUGUUAGUGAUACAUUUGGAUUUUUUUACGACAAGAAAAAAAAACAAUUUUUAAUUAAAACAAAAAAAAACAUUUUCUACUUGUGCCAGAACUACGAGAGGCGGAACUGUUCUUCCGCUCUCAAACCUCUCGUACUUAAGAGAAAACUAAUUGAAUAAACAGCAAUAAAUAAAACAAACGAUUGGAGUUAACCCCCUCAUGAUAGUGAAGUUUACUUGUACUAUAUAUGUGUAUUUGAACUAUUGUUUUUCAUAAAAAUAAACCAGCAAAAAAAAACGCAGUCGUGUCAAGCGUGCGGAACGCGAAAUAAAGCUUAACAAGUGUGAAUAA